Messenger RNA from Erinaceus europaeus (western European hedgehog), 5965 nucleotides. It is a transcript of the gene ERC2, whose product is annotated as ELKS/RAB6-interacting/CAST family member 2. Gene Ontology annotation, biological process: maintenance of presynaptic active zone structure; neuromuscular synaptic transmission; regulation of synaptic plasticity. Gene Ontology annotation, molecular function: structural constituent of presynaptic active zone. NCBI's taxonomy places the organism in Eukaryota, Metazoa, Chordata, Mammalia, Eulipotyphla, Erinaceidae. Gene Ontology annotation, cellular component: cytoskeleton of presynaptic active zone. The transcript is spliced from 20 exons. The coding region runs from base 329 to 3379 and encodes 1016 amino acids. The record is from RefSeq and is a predicted model, not a curated record.
GCCCUGCCCGGCGCUCGCUCGCAGCGGUACCCCACCACCCCUCCCCGCCUCCCCGCGCCGCCUCCUCGCGCUUUGGCUCGCUCGGGCUACGACUCAGGCGCGGGCUCCGGUUCCUCUUGGCCGCCCGGGGCUCAGGCAACGCCAGGUUGUAAAAAUCCAUGUGGGACGGCUCCGGGCGAGCAUCCGAAAGAUCUUUCACUGGAGUCACUUUCGGGUACAGACUAAGAAGAAUGCAGUGGCAAUCCAGGCCAACAGCAGAAAUACUGGCUUAAUCCCCAACUCAGUAUAGCAUUUCUUCUUCGCAGUAGCACCUCAUAACAGAAGGAAGAUGUAUGGAAGUGCAAGAACAAUCACCAACCUGGAAGGGAGCCCAGCCAGGUCUCCUCGUUUGCCCAGGUCUCCUCGUUUGGGCCAUCGACGAACAAGUAGUGGGGGAGGUGGAGGGACGGGCAAGACCCUGUCCAUGGAGAAUAUUCAAUCCCUUAAUGCAGCCUAUGCUACAUCUGGACCCAUGUAUCUGAGUGAUCAUGAGGGGGUGGCCUCAACAACUUACCCAAAAGGUACCAUGACUCUGGGAAGGGCCACAAACCGAGCUGUAUAUGGAGGCCGAGUCACAGCCAUGGGAAGUAGUCCCAAUAUUGCAUCUGCUGGACUCUCUCACACAGAUGUUCUUUCAUACACAGAUCAACAUGGUGGGCUGACCAGUUCAUCCCAUCACCACCACCACCAGGUCCCCUCCAUGUUGAGGCAGGUAAGAGACAGUACAAUGUUAGACCUUCAAGCCCAACUCAAGGAACUUCAGAGAGAGAAUGACCUUCUCCGGAAAGAGCUAGACAUCAAGGAUAGCAAAUUAGGCUCUUCCAUGAACAGUAUCAAGACCUUCUGGAGUCCUGAGCUCAAGAAAGAGAGAGUCUUGAGGAAAGAGGAGGCAGCCCGGAUGUCUGUCCUCAAGGAGCAGAUGAGGGUUUCCCAUGAAGAAAAUCAGUUACUGGAUGCCAGAAGAACCAAGCACCUGCAGUUGACAAUCCAGGCCCUUCAAGAUGAGUUGCGAACCCAGAGAGACCUCAACCACCUCCUACAGCAAGAGAGUGGCAACCGUGGAGCCGAACACUUUACCAUUGAGCUGACCGAGGAGAACUUUCGGAGGCUCCAAGCAGAGCAUGACAGACAGGCUAAAGAGCUGUUCCUUUUGAGAAAGACCUUGGAGGAAAUGGAGCUGAGAAUUGAAACGCAGAAACAAACCCUCAAUGCCCGAGAUGAGUCAAUCAAAAAGCUUCUUGAGAUGUUGCAAAGUAAAGGUUUGCCAUCCAAGAGCCUUGAGGAUGACAAUGAACGGACCCGGCGCAUGGCAGAGGCUGAGUCUCAGGUCAGCCAUUUAGAAGUGAUUCUGGAUCAAAAAGAGAAGGAAAACAUACAUCUUAGAGAGGAAUUGCACCGAAGAAGCCAACUUCAGCCAGAGCCAGCUAAAACGAAGGCUCUUCAGACUGUCAUUGAAAUGAAGGACACAAAAAUCGCUUCAUUGGAGCGAAACAUAAGGGAUCUUGAGGAUGAGAUCCAGAUGUUAAAAGCCAAUGGUGUGCUGAACACUGAGGACCGCGAAGAAGAGAUCAAACAAAUAGAGGUUUACAAAAGUCACUCCAAGUUCAUGAAAACCAAGAUUGAUCAGCUUAAACAGGAACUUUCAAAGAAGGAAUCAGAACUCCUUGCCUUACAAACAAAGCUUGAAACCCUUAGCAAUCAAAAUUCAGAUUGCAAACAACACAUUGAAGUGCUUAAAGAGUCGCUUACUGCCAAAGAACAGAGAGCCGCCAUUCUUCAGACUGAGGUAGAUGCAUUGCGAUUGCGGCUGGAAGAAAAAGAAUCUUUUCUUAAUAAGAAAACAAAGCAGCUACAGGAUCUCACAGAAGAGAAAGGGACACUAGCCGGGGAGAUUCGUGACAUGAAGGAUAUGUUAGAAGUGAAGGAAAGAAAAAUCAAUGUUCUUCAGAAAAAGAUUGAAAAUUUGCAAGAACAGCUUAGAGAUAAAGACAAGCAACUGACCAAUCUGAAAGACAGAGUGAAGUCCUUGCAAACAGAUUCCAGUAAUACAGAUACUGCACUGGCCACACUGGAGGAGGCUUUGUCAGAGAAGGAGAGAAUAAUUGAGCGUUUGAAAGAACAGCGGGAGAGAGAUGAUCGUGAAAGACUGGAAGAGAUAGAAUCUUUCCGAAAAGAGAACAAAGACCUGAAAGAGAAGGUCAAUGCUUUGCAAGCUGAACUAACUGAAAAAGAGUCUAGUUUAAUUGACCUCAAAGAACAUGCAUCUUCAUUAGCCUCAGCAGGGCUAAAAAGAGACUCCAAAUUAAAAUCUUUAGAAAUAGCCAUUGAACAAAAGAAAGAAGAAUGUAGCAAAUUGGAAGCACAGUUAAAAAAGCAAGCUGAGCAGUUGUUCAAUCAGAUGUACAACCCAGCUCAUAAUAUUGAAGAUGACACCAGGAUGAACCCUGAAUUUGCCGAUCGAAUAAAACAGCUUGACAAAGAGGCCUCUUAUUACCGUGAUGAGUGUGGCAAAGCCCAGGCUGAAGUUGACCGGUUGCUGGAGAUCCUUAAGGAAGUGGAGAAUGAAAAGAAUGACAAGGACAAGAAGAUUGCUGAACUUGAGAGGCAUAUGAAAGAUCAGAAUAAGAAGGUGGCCAACCUCAAGCACAAUCAACAGUUAGAAAAGAAGAAGAAUGCGCAGUUGCUGGAAGAAGUCUGCAGGCGAGAGGAUAGCAUGGCUGACAACUCACAGCACUUGCAGAUAGAGGAACUGAUGAAUGCCUUGGAGAAGACCAGGCAGGAACUGGAUGCUACCAAAGCACGCCUGGCCUCCACACAGCAGUCCCUAGCUGAAAAAGAAGCACACUUGGCCAAUCUUCGGAUAGAAAGGAGGAAACAGUUGGAGGAAAUCCUAGAGAUGAAACAGGAAGCUCUGCUUGCAGCAAUCAGUGAGAAAGAUGCAAAUAUUGCCUUGCUGGAAUUGUCUGCUUCCAAAAAGAAAAAGACACAAGAUGAAGUUAUGGCUCUUAAGCGGGAAAAAGAUCGACUCGUGCACCAAUUGAAGCAGCAGGUUUAUAGACCUAGGAAACAGCCCCUGAGCUCGAAUAUACCAUGCACUUGUGAUGCUGGCUACAGUCCAGAUAUUGCGACCAAGUACCACGGGUCCAGCUACGAUGCAUAUAUGAUCCAAAGGUCUCAGACCCAGAACAGAAUGAAGUUGAUGGCGGACAACUACGAGGAGGACCACCACCAUUACCACCACCACCACCAUCACCACCACCACCGAUCUCCUGGGAGGUCGCAACAUUCCAAUCACAGACCCUCUCCUGACCAGGAUGACGAGGAGGGCAUAUGGGCAUAGCCGGGCCUGUAAACCAAAGUUCCAGUUUUGUUUUGAGGGAUGAUCCAGCCCUGUCGGAGGCACGGAGGCACAGUCCAAUCUCAUGCUGUACAUUGAUCACCUGUCCAACCUUUGCCUAGAGUGGGAGCCCCCAGUUCCUUCAAGAGAUCCAACUUUACCUGUCUGUAAAGAAGAAGAGGAGGAGGGAGACAGCGGGGAGGAUCCAGUGACAGUUUAACACCAGAGCAGGUCCAAUGUUUACUUUUACCCUUUUGGAGGUGGGUAACUGCCAAUGCUGCCGGGUAAUGGGUGUCUGAGAGACACUGUAUAAUGAACUUGGAUUUGGGGGAUCAGUCAUACUUUUUUCCCCUAAGUGUAAGGGAUUGCAAGUUUUGUAUUUAAUUCAUAGCCAUGAUAACUACACCAGCAUAGAACAAGAAUCCACAUUCAUAAUUCGUGUGAUGUAAAUGGCCACCUUGGCCUUAGGUUGCUUGUGUCUUGCACAAGACAGAGGGGACUAUUUAUUCACCCAUUCCUAUUUCAUGACCAUUUGGCUUAUUAUGUAAUUAUUUUCCAAGGCCUAUGAUCCUCAGUGGCCUUUCUGUUUUGAUUCUCUGGCUUUUGAUGUUUUGAAUUCAUCCUCCCCAAACAAACACUUAGACUUUGAGAUCCUGAGUAACCUCUUAAUUGUUGAGAUUUCAUUUUAAUUCAAGUAUAGAUCUCUACAAUCUUGGAGUUUGUCAAUGCAAUCUUGUCUGUAAGUAGAAUGUUAACCUAUGACCAUGGAGGCCUCAGGCAAGAGGGCUUCAACUGAGCCUCUAAAUCUCUAGCUAUCCUUAGUUUCAAUUGCCCAGUGUUUGAAAUAACCACUUCUGGGUGGGAAAUGUUUGCAUGUGGAAAUGGUAGUCUCACUUGUGCAGUGGGCAGAGAAAACCCCAAAGGCCCCCAGUUUCUUCUUGAAAAGUGACUGGUCACCAGUGUUUCUGGGUCUGAAGUAUAUUUUGUAUUUACUCUUAGCCUCUAUUUGUUUUGCAUGCCUGAACUGUAUUUCUACUUCGGCAUAAUAAGCACCUGCAUCAGAAGUUUUGGCAGGGGGGUGGAGAGGUGGGGAGCUCUUCAAAAAGGAUAGUUUGAAUCUUCAUGUAGCAAGUGCUAUCACCUAUGCUAUGUGCUGUGAACCAGACAAGGAUGGGCCAGGAUCAACAUCAUGACUAAAUUCCUAGGAAAGGUUGAGUUUAAUUUUCACUUGGGAACAGCACCAAUGGAUGCUCAUUACCUGACAGUUUAUCUGGAUGGAGGCAGGUAAGAAUUCCUGACAAAAAUAAAUCAUAUGUGUGCGGGGAGGGGGGCUCUGGAUGACAUCUGAGUUAGCAUUGAACCUGGCAGUGUAGUCUCUGAAGUGUCUCAUCUUGUCUAAUCACUUGAUUAGACAAUCAUUUGAUCUACUUCCUUUCAGAGAACUUCUACAUACAUAGCAGUUAGUCCUUUUAUUAUCAUUGCAUAAUACAGUAAAGAGAAAAAAUAAAGCAGAUGAUUGUCAUCUUAAUUCACUUACACUACUAAUCAUAUAUAGUUUUGCUUAAAAGAAAAAAAAAGUCCAUGUCCUUUCAGUGAUUAAUUCAGGAAGCAGCUCUAAACACUGGCUUUCUACACCUGGAUCAAAAACCUGCUUCCCAACAUCAUCUGGGAACUUGUUAGAAUGCAUAUUCUCAGGCCUCUACCAGUCCUAAGAAGUCAGAAACUCAGCCAACGGGGUCAAUACAUUGUGUUAAAUGAGCCUCCCAGUGAUUCUGCUACAGCAAAAAUGAGGAAACUGUUGGUGUGAAACCCCUGCGGUGCAUGAGGUGAGGGUAUUAAGAGGAUUGUAGUCUAUAACCAUGCCAUCCAAAAGCUUGUGAUCUUGGGUACAAGGCACAAAUUCAUCUAACAAGCAGGGUAAGCUUUAUAAAAUGUAAAUGAUGUCAUACACUCGCUUCCUAAGUCCCUCAGGGCAAUUCCUUUUAUACUGGGAAUCAAUCGAAAUGCUUGGCUAAGGCCUACAGGGCUUGGCAUGCUCUGUCCUCAGCCCACCUGCCCACUUCAUCUGGUGCUGUUUGUGUCCCUUCCCUGGCCGUCUGCCUCACCACACUGGCCUUCUUUCUGAUCCACAAAUGUCUGAUGAGUGUGGUAUCAGCAAGAAUAUGAAGGAAGGCUAAGGAGGAGUGAAGAAUUGCAGGGGCUAAACAAAGGCUUAGUCACCAAAGGUUUUUGUUUGUUUGUUUGUUUUGUCAUAUACUACAGUAGUUCUAAGACAUUGUCUGUACUGGUCAGUUUAUUAACCUGUUAAUAUUUAAUAUAGGUUGAUGUGAUACUAUCAUGUUUAUAUUGGUAGACUCUUCUUACAAUGGAGCAGUCUGAAAGGGUUUGCUGAAUCAUCAAGGAACUAUUAAAUAUAGUAUAGUUUAGUUUAGCUUACUUUAGUUUAGUUUAAUCCUACUGCCAUAUAGUAGGAUCCACUCCUUUCCCUGAGAGUUGGCUAAACAAGUACCAGAUUCAGUCAGCAGUAACAAAAAGCUCCCCCCCCCCAAAAAAAAAACUUGUUUUCAGGUGAGCCCAUUAAAGAAUUAA